CAUGUCGGUCUAUGGAUGAAACUGCUACCACUAUAUAUUAUACACCCUUUUACGAUUUCAGAAAAUAAAUUGUGUAUUUACCAUUUUGCCACGCUUUCCGUUCUCUUCUUCUCCACCCUCUCGUUAGUCGGCACCAAACGCAGGUCUCCAUCACAUUGCCCUAACACUCCACCCCAAAAGAAACUAUGGAGGGCAAGAUGGGGAUUUUGUUUCUGAUUGUGUUGGGUGCUGCUUGGGUUUGUGAUGCAAGAGAAUUAGUAAACCCUGAAUUAAACAGAAAACCAGACGUGUGUUCAGUUUGUGAGGAAUAUACAACUCAGGUACUUGAUUAUCUAAAGGAUAACAAUACUCAGGUAGAAAUCAUUGAUUCACUUCAUGAUACAUGCCAUCAACUCCGGUCUUUAAACCAGCAGUGCGGUAAAUUGGUGGAUUAUUACGCUCCACUUUUCUUCUCAGAAAUAGCUCCAAUAAAGCCUGAUGAGGUCUGCGAGAAGUUCAACCUUUGUGAGUCUGCAAAGAUUUCUUCACAAGUUCAUAGAAAUAAUAGCUGCGGCCUUUGCAAAGAUACCAUUGCAGCCUUAUUGGUUGAGUUGAAUGAUCCUGACACUAAGCUAGAGAUAAUAGAGAAACUUCUGAAGGCUUGCAAUUCUGUGGAGAAGUACAAGAAGGAGUGCAAGAAGGCGGUUUUUGAGUAUGGACCGUUGAUUCUAGCGAAUGCGGAGAAGUUCCUGAAGACAACAGAUAUAUGCACUGCAUUACAUGCCUGCCCUGCUUCCACUAUUGUUAUUCAGGAAGCUACAACCAUGGAAGAAAAACCAUUGCUUUCUGAUUCUUAAUCAUUGGAUUGGAAGCUACAUUAUGGAAGAAAUACUAUAAGUACAUUAAAGAUUCAUGUGCUUGUUCCUAAAUCUGUCCUUCUGCUGAAAAGGUUUAACUCUCAUUGAUUGUCUAAGAUUGUAAUUAUGGAAUGCAAACUUUAUAAGCAGUGAAAGUGUUUCUGUAUGAAAUUAUGAUUUAUGGAAACUGUUGAUCAUCCUUUUAUUUUCUUCA
Messenger RNA from Lathyrus oleraceus (garden pea), 1050 nucleotides. RefSeq lists its product as uncharacterized. Lineage: Eukaryota; Viridiplantae; Streptophyta; Magnoliopsida; Fabales; Fabaceae. Gene Ontology annotation, biological process: sphingolipid metabolic process. The coding region runs from base 186 to 836 and encodes 216 amino acids. Gene Ontology annotation, cellular component: lysosome. The transcript has 6 exons. The record is from RefSeq and is a predicted model, not a curated record.